Gloeophyllum trabeum ATCC 11539 is the source of this 1332-nucleotide messenger RNA. RefSeq names its product alpha/beta-hydrolase. NCBI's taxonomy places the organism in Eukaryota, Fungi, Basidiomycota, Agaricomycetes, Gloeophyllales, Gloeophyllaceae. Bases 1 to 1332 code for a protein of 443 amino acids. The transcript is spliced from 12 exons. Gene Ontology annotation, biological process: lipid metabolic process. The record is from RefSeq and is a predicted model, not a curated record.
AUGCCUGACAGCUUCCCCGCUGCAAAUCGGCUGGCUAUAAAGGAGAGCGCGCCUCCGGCCUACCUGGUCCCUUCAACAGAGAAGAGCCACCUCAUCUUUCCGAUGUCUACCCCACUGUCGAGCGAAGCACUCCACCUUAAUUUGAAGCUUGGACUGCGGCAGCGACAUGUUCAGCAGUUAUCACAGAUCGGCGAUGAUUACAAAUUUCAGGAGGACCUGGACCCAGACAAAAAGGUUACGGUGGAGGACUUGAUGCGAUGGACUACCCACGUGCAGAAGGAAUUCGACGCUGCAAUCGCACAGAAGGUUUUUGGAAAGAAGGGGAUAAUCGACUGGCGAAAUGCUCUCUUCACUCUGUUGGAGAGUACUGCUAUGUACCUGCGAGACGAUGCGGCCGUUCAGAGCGCCAUAAAUGCAGCAAAGGCGGGGAACACUGACCAGGCCAUGGAAUAUCUCAGAGAGGCAGACGAUGACAUAAACAAAAUCGCAGAGUUUUGGGGCCUUGAGUACAUGACCAUAUGCGACCUGAUUGAGAAAACCCCCGAUGGCCAACGGGACAUCGUCGGCCCGUUUUGCGGUGCAUUCUCCGCUAAGAAUCCCAGAGAUCCUUUCCUCGGGAUCGCGUUCAAGGGCACUUCGGCCACAUCAGAAUGGGGGACUGAUUUGGCUCGAGAACCCCAGGCCACCGGAGACUCGUUCAUUCUUUGGGGCGCGGAUGUCUCUAGAGGUGUUUUCAAUGCGCUAUUCGGAACGUUCGGGGACUAUGGAAUACCUAUGGACCAUAUUCUGGUAUACAUCCAACAAUAUAUGAACCAGUUGCCUACUGGCUCCUCUGAACUCGUUGUGCAUUCCACGGGACAUUCAUUGGGCGCGUCCUUCACGACACUCUGCUAUGCCCAACUGCUUCAGUACCAGCAGACGAAGCCCCUCGAGUGGGUCCUGGGAGAUCUGUUCACGUUCGGAAGUCCUCGUAUCGGCGAGAACUCUUUCGCAUUGAACUUUAGGGCUGCGGUGGAAAAGGCAGCUGGCUCUAGUUGGCGUAUCGUUGACGAGGACGACUCCGUCACCUCCCUGCCGCCGGCACCGGCGAAAUUGGUGCUCGGUAUCUUCCCCGCGGUGGAUGAUCCCAGGAUCUACGUGCAUGUCGAUUCGGCAUAUCGCACCUCGCGAAGCGAGCCUCCGUCGGCGAUCAGCAGCGAGGUAGGCAUGGACCCGGGGCCGGCUCCCAAGACGGUAGAGGAACUGACGGAGAAAGAACAUAUGCAAGAUCAUUCACCUGCUUGGUACUACGAAUCGUUGCUCAAGGCGAACGGCUUGGGUCCUUUGCAAUGA